This is a messenger RNA of Ostertagia ostertagi, 336 nucleotides long. NCBI's taxonomy places the organism in Eukaryota, Metazoa, Nematoda, Chromadorea, Rhabditida, Trichostrongylidae. The record is from the annotation of a GenBank genome assembly.
AUGACAUCGAAAAAGACUGCAGAAAACGCAGUGGCUGAAAAGGCUGAGAGGAUUUACAGAGUUCAGACGAAGGAGCAAGAUAUUUGCGAGGUGCCCGCGUCUGUAAUCAGCAUGUCCAAGUUGAUCACAACUAUGCUCGAGGAUUUGAAUCUGCAAGACGAUGACACUCCCAUACCAAUACCGAAUGUCACAGCACCAGUUUUCAAAAAGGUGGUAACGUGGUGUGAGAAGCACAAAACAAACGGAAAAGAAGAUAAGAAGCUUGAGGAAUGGUCUGAAGAGUUCUUCAAAGUUGAAUAUCCUAUGCUUUUUGAAAUCAUUAUGCGGACAAGCUAG